CUCAAAUGUUCAUGUUUGACUUGUUCGGAAUCGCUAUUGGCAUCUUGUUUUAGGCCCAAGAACAAGAAUCAUAUAGGGGUCCAAAAUGAUGGCUACUAUAUAUAUAUAAGCCACUGCGUAAAAUGCUCAACCGGGUUCACGAGGGAAAAGGCAAGGGUGGAGAAAAGAAGCGCGAAAGAAGCACAGAGAAGUGGGUAGAGUUCUUCACGCCGCCGGCUCUUCGUCGACGGUCCAUCUCCGAUCAGCGGACACAACUCAUACAUCCGGAAAGUCGAACUUGAUGUCGCUGUUGAUGCUCCAAAGAGUUUUGCAUCACCGUCCGUCCAGGGACUUGCUUUCUAUAGCAGCAGUCCUCCCACAUCAUUAUAUCUACUGCAGGAAGAGUUUCCACAAGUCAUACCAUUUUCAAGCGGCCACAGCAUCUUAUUCGCACCUACGAGAAUCCAGCGUGCUGAGAGGGAACGUGAACAAGAGAGAAAGAAUGGUGAAGAGUGACAUAAUUGCAAGAGCAGAGGAGUUGGUGAAAUCAGCAAUGGGAGGCAAUGAUGCGUCCCAUGACGCAGCCCAUGCCUUCAGAGUCAGAGAUCUUGCCCUUUCUCUCGCCCGUGAAGAGGGUUUCUCGACUUCACCUGAUUCAAUUCUCACCGUAUGAAAUUUUGUGUUUCAUUUUUUGAUUGGAACUGCAUAAUUUGAUAUAUUUGGGAUUUUGGAUUGUGUGUGGUGAACUAUGAAGGAAGACGAUGUUGAUUGCAUUUGUGUAAACUGUGAAAUCUCGCCAACUGAACAGGGAAAUUCUAACUAUCUUCUGAAAUUGAGGCGUAGUUUCUGCUGUGUUUUGUUGCGGGUUGACUGAAAAUGUUUUUCUUUUCCCAUGUCUAAUUUGUGCUUUUCUGCUUUACCACCUUAGGGAUUUUUUUUAGCUUGCCAUUGCUUUUUAUCCGGUGGACAUUGUGUGUUGUGAAUGGCAUUGUUGGUAAAUGUUUAUUCACUGACACUUUAUUGGUACAUUGUUAAGAUAUUCUGAUAUAGUUUUUGACUGCUCUCGAAAAUAUUUGAUUUUCAAUGGAAGCACCAUCGAAAUAUAAAUUUCGGUUUUCAGAAAUCUUGUGGUGUUGAUAAAGGAAGGUAAAAAAGCUAGCUUCUAUGGUGUUUUGUUUGCUUGAUAUCUGACGAUGAUCAGCAGAGUCUUAAGAUAUCUUGCAUUGAUUUGUGCUGUGUUUCAAAUAUGGCUAAAUAUAACGUACUUGUUGAGAUUCUAUCUUCUUACUCUUCAGGUGGAGUUAGCUGCACUGCUACAUGACAUAGGAUUUGGUCAAGCACACUUCUGUUCUCGUACAUUAUCAUUUCUGCUAUUGGUACACAUGGAUAGCAUUGCUCAUCUUAUCUCUUAUGGAUUUGAUUUAAAAACCCGUUACUAUAUUAUGAGAAACUUCUGUGAUUUGCAAUUGCAUUUGUAUAAUUCUAAUAAUGGCACUCAUUACUACCUUGGUCAAGAUCCAUCAGAAGGGCAGAUUGUUGAGGACUUUCUUGUCAAGGAAGGAGUAAAUGAAACUAUCAGGUCACGAAUAUUGGGCAUCAUAAAGGGAAUGGGUUUCAAAGAAGAGGUUGCAGGAGUUACUGGGAGUACUCAAUAUCCAGAAUUUGGGGUGGUGCAGGAUGCCGACCGUCUUGAUGCGAUUGGUGCCAUAGGAAUUGCCCGUUGCUUCACAUUUGGUGGAAGAAGGAAUAGUAUGUUGUAUGAUCCCAACAUUAAACCCCGACCAGAUUUGUCUAAAGAAAAGUACAUGAGUAAAGAGGAGCAAACAACGGUGAACCAUUUUCAUGAGAAGCUUCUCAAGUUGAAAGAGUUGAUGAAAACCAAGGCUGGUCAGAAGAGGGCGGAAAGGAGGCACAAAUUCAUGGAAGGGUUUCUGGAAGAAUUUUACCAAGAAUGGGAUGGAAGGGCUUGAAAGAUGGGUAAUUGGCUACCUUUCUGUUUACCUCCGUUCAUUAUGCUAUUUCUAAGGUGUUCCAAUUUGUGUCGAUUUGUUUUCACUUUGAAGUUUUGGUGUGUAUACUGAAAUGCAAAAGUAACGAGCAUCGCCAUGCAAGAUUUCAAUUGUUUAUCGACUUCAUUAUUUCACGCGGGAUGUUUAUAUUUUCCUGCAUAAUCCGUUAUUUGGAACCGUAUGACUUGACUUAGUAUAAUUGGUAUGGUUCUCUCUUGGAGAGUUGGAAUAUCGUUCCUCUCAAGAAGUACAAUUAUUAAAUGGAAAAGAGUGACUUGCUUUUGAGCAAAGUUGAAAAGUGUUAUUGCAAGA
Messenger RNA from Striga asiatica, 2300 nucleotides. Lineage: Eukaryota; Viridiplantae; Streptophyta; Magnoliopsida; Lamiales; Orobanchaceae. The record is from the annotation of a GenBank genome assembly.